Messenger RNA from Lobosporangium transversale, 1004 nucleotides. RefSeq lists its product as hypothetical. The record is from RefSeq and is a predicted model, not a curated record. The transcript has a single exon. The annotation marks the transcript as partial. NCBI's taxonomy places the organism in Eukaryota, Fungi, Mortierellomycota, Mortierellomycetes, Mortierellales, Mortierellaceae.
AUGUCACAACCAACAAAACCCACAUCAUAUCUAAGAGUGGCAGCAAAGAUUCUGCGAACACUGAAUAGAUCUAAUGACAAAAAGAGCUCUACCAAACCAAAAGACUCUACCAAAACAACCUCAAGCUCCAUCUCUGAAUCAUUCACAUCCACUGCAUCCACCACAUCCAGUUUUCAGCACUCAAAUGGCCGGAGACUUUCCUAUAGCCAUCAUCAUCCUGCUAGUUUUCAACAUCAUCAUCAGACCUAUCGGACAGAAAAGUAUGAUUCCCCUUUGUAUACACUUCAACGUCGACGCAACACCGACAGUACUCUUCCUGCACCAGGUACCAUUAAGGCACAACAUUGUACAACAGCCGCCAAGACAACACCAAAGGACGUCCUGAGUUUCCCAUCACCCACGAGAUCCAUGACAACAGUCUCAGCAUCCAAAACAUGUAGACAAUCUGGCUCUCCAACCAUUCGUCCAUUGAUCAAUAGUCAUUACGACGUCCAGCAUACUCCAACCUCUUUCUCUCCCUCCGCAUCCGUAUCCUCAUCCACAUCCUUAUCCCGUAGUAACUCUCUUCCUAAUUAUCGUCGAAAACAAAUUCCGUCUCAGAUUGCUACUCUUCCUCUCAGCCAGCAGCAACAACAGAAACAACAACAGCGGCUUAAAUAUCAGUCAGCAAUGGCCCCCACGAUUGAGGAGGGUAAUCUCGCACAGACCGCUAUCUUAAGCCAGGAUAUUGCUUUCCCAAUUUCUACUAAAGCACAGUCUAAUAAUUGCAACAAUGAUUCUGAGAUUCUGAAACAGGAACAAUGUAAUAUUUAUUAUAAACCUGUAGGGACCCCUCGUGGUCCAGCUAAAUGGCGCAGAAGCGAUGACAGCAAGACUAUCGCCAGUAGUAGAUACUCUAACUCACCAAUGUCAGUCUCUGUCCCAUCAUCAGCAUCCAUGUCACCAGUAUCACCAAUAUCACCAAUGUUCGAAGCACCAUCGAGAUCUAUGACGAACACCAGUCU